Molecule: messenger RNA, 7613 nt
Organism: Clupea harengus (Atlantic herring)
Lineage: Eukaryota; Metazoa; Chordata; Actinopteri; Clupeiformes; Clupeidae
Gene: tanc1b
Product: tetratricopeptide repeat, ankyrin repeat and coiled-coil containing 1b
Exons: 27
Coding region: 455-6244 (1929 amino acids)
Molecular function (GO): protein binding
Source: RefSeq, a predicted model, not a curated record
CUUAUUUUCUGCCUUCGUAUUAAGACGCUGGAGAUACAACAACACUUGCCAGUGUUUGCUGAAAUGUUUAAAUGAGUGAAUAUGUGACUGGUGCUAAUGAGCAUGUUCGUAUAAUCCGGCGGGUUCAGAAUUUGUUGGGACAUGUCUCCAGAGAAAACAGAAUAUGAUAUAGUGAGUGACAAUAAUGAUGUGACUGACUGAGGGCGACGUAAAGCCAGCUGUCGAGUGUUAAGUUAACCUUCUUUAAACUUUGCUGUCUAUUGCUAGCUGAAGCUUUUGUCAUUUUUCAUUAACGAGUUGACAGUUCAGUUAUCCGGGUGACGCGGAUCGUGGGGGGGGGGAUUCGGAUGAAAGUUUUGAUAGAAGUUGAGUCUCCCGCCUGCCAGUGAGCUAGCAACCUGCAACCCUGGAAAUCGAAUUGGGUGACGACAAGAGGAUUUUGGGAAACGGCACCAUGUUCAAAUCGGUCCUGAAGAAAAGCCGAGAAGGAGGGAAGGGGAGCAAGAAGGAAUCAGCUGGCGACGCUCCAUCUGAGGGCAGCACCCCGUACCCUUACACCCCGGAGGAGGUGCUGCGACUGACCAAAGGGGUGUCCAUGUCGCUGCCCUCCUCGCCCCUCCUGCCCCGACAGACCUACAUGAUGCCCUCACGUGCCUGCAAAAAGUCGCCAGGACCAAUCAGAAAGCCCAAGUAUGUGGAGAGCCCUCGCGUUCCCGGAGACGCCAUCGUCUCAGCGCUGAGGAAGGUGGCUGACAACAAGGAGUCCUGCCCUCACAAUGAGCUGCGAGCUGAGAAAGAGCCAAGCUCCUCCCCUGCCACUCAGGAACUGAUGACAAGGCUGGGCUUCUUGCUGGGAGAAGGGAUCCCGGGCUCGGCGCACAUACCUAUGGAAGACAAGAAUGAAAAGAAGUGUUUAGUCUCCACUCAGGGCAUCAGCCCGUGCUCCACCCUGACCAGCAGCACGGCGUCCCCCUGCACAGACAGCCCCUGCUCCACCCUCCACAGCAGCACCAGUGGUGGUGGGCGCGCGCCCCCCCUCAGCCUCGGCCCCGGCUCCAGCUCCGGCCCCGGACACUCCAGCCCCUGCGGCACCAUCACCUCCCCCAGCUCCACACUCGAGAGCAAGGACAGCGGGAUCAUAGCCACCAUCACCAGCUCCUCGGAGAAUGACGAGCGCAGCGGCUCCAGCCUGGAGUGGAGCCGCGAUGGCACCGGUGGCGGCGGCGGCAGCAUGAGGGGCGGCGGGCAGCAGAACGUGCCGCACGCCGCCCGGCCUGACACCUGCUCGCCGGUGGCCGAAGAAGAGACCGCGGGUCCGUCGUCCGAGAACGGCACCACCACCACCACCACCACUAGAGCCGACGUGACCGCAGCCAUGCCCGCAGUCUCGACGCCAGCAGCACCCGUCUCCGUGGCAGUCUCCACGACGACAACAACCAUGCCGCCCACGUCCCUCGUCGAGGGCCCCAUGCAGUACCUCGCCCAGAGCUCGGCGGGUCUCAUGAUGCCGCGGCCCAACUCAGUGGCAGCAACAAGCUCCACCAAACUGGAAGACCUGAGUUAUCUUGAUGAGCAGCGCAACACUCCCUUGCGAACCUCCAUCCGCCUGCCCUGGCACAACACCGGAGGCAGGGCGCCCCAGGACUCCAAAGCUCGCUUCACGCCGUACAAGCCGGCAGACAUCAUGCUCAAGCCGCUGCUCUUCGAGGUGCCCAGCAUCACCACCGACUCGGUGUUCGUGGGCCGCGACUGGCUCUUCCAGGAGCUGGAGGACGCGCUGAGGGGCUCCGAAUCGCCCGAGAGCCGCGGCGUGGUGGUGGUGGGCAGCGUGGGCUUCGGCAAGACGGCCAUCAUCUCUCGGCUGGUGGCGCUGAGCUGCCACGGCGGACGCAUGCGCCAGAUCGCCUCCAACAGCCCCAGCGCCUCCCCUAAGACAGGUGGUGAUGGGAACUCGGACCUGCCCCUGUCGCAGCCCCCCCAGCCCACGCCGCCCCCCAGCGCCACCAACACCCUGAGCAACUGCCCCAGCACCCCCGAGCUCCAGCGCCGCAGGGAGGAGGCCGUCAAGCGUCUGGCUGCCAAGGUGGUGGCCUACCACUACUGCCAGGCGGACAACACGUACACAUGCCUGGUGCCGGAGUUUGUGCACAGUGUGGCGGCGCUGCUGUGCCGGGCGCCGGUGCUGGGCGCCUACCGGGAGCUGCUGCUGCGCGAGCCGCAUCUGCAGAGCAUGCUGAGCCUGCGCUCCUGCGUGCAGGACCCCUCGGCCGCCUUCCGCCGCGGCGUGCUGGAGCCGCUGCUUAACCUGCGCAAGGAGAGGAAGAUCCCGGAGGAGGACCUCAUCAUCCUGGUGGACGGCCUGAACGAGGCCGAGUUCCACAAGCCGGACUACGGAGACACCAUCGCCUCCUUUGUCACCAAGAUCAUCUCCAAGUUCCCCCCGUGGCUCAAGCUCAUCGUCACUGUGCGGGUCAACCUACUGGAGAUCACAAGCCUGCUGCCCUUCACUAAGCUCUCCCUCGACGAGUACCCUGACCACAAGGACAUCGGCUCCGACCUGAAUGCCUACAUCCAGUACCGCAUCAACGGCAGCAAAGACAUCAUGAACAACAUCUCGCUCAACGGCAAGGCCGACCCGCUGAUCGUGGGCAAGGUGAGCAGCCACCUGAUCUCGCGCAGCCUGGGCUCCUACCUGUACCUGAAGCUGACCCUGGACCUGUUCGAGCGCGGCCACCUGGUCAUCAAGAGCGCCAGCUACAAGGUGGUGCCCGUCUCGCUGGCCGAGCUCUACCUGCUGCAGUGCAACAUGCGCUUCAUGAGCAACUCGGCCUUCGAGCGCUGCAUGUCCGUGCUCAACGUGGCGCUGGCCUCGCUGCACCCCAUGACCGACGAGCAGCUGUUCCACGCCGUCAACGCCGGGAACGUGCGCGGCGAGCUGCCCUGGGAGGACUUCCAGCAGCGCAUGGAGCUGCUCGCCGGCUUCCUCAUCCGGCGGCGCGACAAGACGCGCAUGUUCUGCCACCCGUCCUUCCGCGAGUGGCUGGUGUGGCGCGCCGACGGCGAGAGUUCGGACUUCCUCUGCGACCCGAGGAGUGGGCAUGCACUUAUGGCCUUCAUGCUCUCGAGACAAGAGGGGAAACUCAACCGGCAGCAGACCAUGGAGCUCGGCCACCACAUCUUAAAAGCACAUAUUUUCAAGGGUCAGAGUAAGAAGACCGGUGUGUCCUCUAGUGUGCUGCAGGCUCUCUGGAUCAACUGCAGCACAGACAGCCUUUCUGCUGCUCUGGCGUCCCUCAGGAACAUUUACACACCAAACGUCAAGGUGAGCCGUCUGCUGAUGCUGGGCGGUUCCAACGUGAACUACCGCACCGAGGUGCUGGGCAACGCGCCGGUGCUGUGCGUGCAGUCCCACCUGGGCCACAUGGAGAUGGUGGCGCUGCUGCUGGAGUACGGGGCGCGCGUGGACGUGGUGGCCGAGAACGGCAUGAGUCCGCUGUGCUUCGCCUCCGCCGCCGGACACCAGGGCCUGGUCAGCCUGCUCUGCAAGAGGGGAGCCAAGGUGGACCAUGUGGAUAAGAGCGGCCAGUGUGCGCUGGUCCACGCUACCCUGAGGGGUCACCUGGGGGUCAUCCAGUACCUGCUGGAGCUGGAGUGGGGCGGGGAGGGCCCGCAGCACAGUGCAGGCCUAAAGAGCAAAGCCCUCCAGCAGGGCCUCAUCGCUGCCUCCAGUAUGGGACACACACAGGUGGUUCGCGGCUUGCUGGCAUUGAAUAACGAGCACACGGUGCAAAUUGACGGCCAUGACACCCUGUGGGGAGAGACAGCUCUAACUGCAGCAGCAGGCCGGGGGAAGAUGGAUGUGUGUGACUUGUUGCUGGAGGAGGGGGCAGUGGUGCAGCAGGUCAACCGCAGGGGUGUGUCCCCACUCUUCUGUGCCGUCAGGCAGGGGCACUGGCAGAUCGCAGACUUGUUGCUGCAGCGAGGUGCUGAUGUAAACGCAAGUGAUAAACAGGGCCGGACGUUACUGAUGGUGGCAGCCUGCGAAGGCCAUCUCAGCACUGUAGACUUCCUGUUGUCAAAGGGGGCCUCUUUAACGUCCACGGAUAAGGAAGGGUUAACGCCCCUGAGCUGGGCGUGUCUGAAGGGCCACAAGAAUGUCGUGCAGUUCCUCGUGGAGAAGGGCGCGGUUAUCGACCACACAGACAAGAAUGGCCGGACACCGCUGGACCUGGCUGCCUUCUACGGAGAUGCCGAUAUCGUGCACUUCCUGGUGGAGCGCGGGGCGGUGAUCGAGCAUGUGGACUACAGCGGCAUGAGGCCGCUGGACCGGGCCAUCGGCUGCAGAAACACCUCGGUGGUGGUGACCCUGCUGAAGAAAGGGGCCAAGCUAGGCUACCGAACAUCUCCUUAUGAUCGAUCAGGAAACGCCGCGUGGGCCAUGGCGACGUCCAAGCCUGAUAUCCUCAUUAUCCUCCUGCAGAAGCUGAUGGAGGAGGGGAACCUACUCUACAAGAAAGGGAAGAUGAAGGAGGCAGCUCAGCGGUAUCAGUAUGCACUGAGGAAGUUCCCCCGCGAGGGCUACGGCGAGGACCUGAAGGCCUUCAAGGAGCUGAGGGUGUCCCUGUAUCUCAACCUGUCCCGCUGCCGCAGGAAAACCAACGACUUUGGGAUGGCGGAGGAGUUUGCAACAAAGGCACUUGAGCUGAAACCGAAGUCCUACGAGGCUUAUUACGCCCGGGCCAGGGCCAAGAGAAGCAGCAGGCAAUUCACUGCUGCGAUGGCAGACCUGCACGAGGCGACCAAACUGUGUCCUAACAACCGGGAGAUCCGGCGGCUGCUGGCGCGGGUGGAGGAGGAGUGCAAGCAGAUGCAGCGCGCCCAGAGCAAACAGCAGGGGGCGGCGGGCGGCGGCCAGGACUCGGACCACGAGCCCGAGCACGAGGAAGGCGAAGACGACCUGGCGGACCGCAGCCUGGGCCGAAGCCUGGACGGACACCACGGCGCCCUCGAAGACGAGAGCCCACAGGCGGACAACAGGGCGGAGGCCUGGGCGCAGAGCGCCUACUCGCUCAACAGGACCCUGCCCGAGGCGCGGCCCAGUUCGCCCCCCGGCCGGCAGGGCCACAGGUACCAGCGGGAGCCCAUGGCACAGCCGGGGCCUCUCAUGCAGCCCACCAAGCAGGCUCAGAUCGUCAAGACCAACCAGCACAUGAAUUCCCUCCAGACGGGGGGCCGACCGGCUGCCCGAUCCCAGUCCCAGUACGCCCCCUCCAGCCCCCUGCCCAGCCGCCACAUGUCCAGCGCGCUCAAAGCCGGUCCGGGUAUCGAUAUCAGCCCUCUGCUGCCCCCAGUGGAUGAGCCGGGGCCCAGCUACAGCGAGCGGCUCUUCCUGGCCGCUCCCUCCCACCACUGUGACUCCGAGGCUCUGACGCCGUCCCAGCUGUACGGCCCCGGCUCGACGAAAGCUCCGGAGAGGCUCUCGGCCAACUCUGUGUCCUCCCUGGAUGCGCUCGCCUCAGCUUCGGGGGCACCUGGGGGCCCCAGCCCGGUCCAGGAGCUGCUGAGGGACCCAGCCUGCAGCACUACGACGUCCGGAAGCGGCAGCUCUCAGGUGGGCAACAUGAGAGUGUCCAGCUCCACCAGCAGCCUGGCGUCCAGCAGCAGCCUCUCGGACAGCGGCAAGCUCCAGGGACCCGACGUCCGCUCUAAGACCUCCACCUCCGACAAAACCAAGGCAGUCUCCGCAGGCUCAGAGUACAAACCCAGACCCUUCAUGGGAAUCAUGGACAAGACUGCCCGCUUUCAGCAGCAGCUGCAGCUACAGCAACAGCAGCAGCAGCAGCUGCAGCAGCAGCAGCAGCAGCAGCCACACCCAGGCCACCCUCCCACGAGCCGUAGCUGGCAGAGUCACUCCUCCGAGGGGCUGGUGAGCCACAGCAUGGUCGCCAUGGGGCUUCAGACCGUCAACUGCGAGCUACCUUACACCAAGCCGGGGCUCAAAGCUCCUCCUCAGGGCCCCGCUGCCGUCUCCGCCGGCAUGCUCAACGGUAUGCACGCCAAGGAGUUUACCGAGAAGUUCUGCCAAGUGGCCACCUGUUACAAGGAGUCUAAGCCAGCCAUGGCCCUGCCGCACUCCUACAUGGACGACAAGCCCAAGCAGCCAGGCUUAGCCCGAGAUAAUCCCGCCGCCAUUCAUGUAGCCUCGAUGAAACCAAAGCGAUCCUUUAUAGAGUCCAACGUAUAGAGGUGUUCUUUUUCACCCCACUGGAAGAGUGUGUCUCUCUAAAUCUCAGAAACGCAGAGCCACUUCAUGGUCAGGGUUUGGUUUCCAUUUUCAUUUGUACUUCGAUUUUUUUUUUGCCGUUUGCUUUGCAUAUUCUUUUGGUUUUAGGCGUUGGAUCUUAUUAUUUGAGAAUGUGGACCAGAGGUGGCCAUUUUGACUGGCGUUUUGGACUGAUUUGGCGCAUUAGCUGCCAGUGACUUCUGUUACACGACUCCCUGGGAGUCGGCUUAGCUGGAGGAGUUUGACCUGUCCCAUUCCUCCACACUUGGAAACGCACAACUGUGCUCUAUAUGUACUUUGACCACUUCAGUUUUUUUUUUUUUUUUUUUUUUCUAACGUGGUGCAUUGUCGGUCAUAAACUGUCAAAUACAGUGCUCAAGUAUUGAGGAUGGGUAAUGAAGAGAGGGUAACGGGGCAAACCUGCUGCCUAAGCACAGAAGUGGGGUAGUAUCCCCCACCAAACAGUGAUGGCACUUUACUAGUGAACAUAAGCCUUUUCGAGUGCUUAACACUACAUGUACAGUUGGAAUUCAGGUGUGGGGAUUGACCCGUGUGUGUGUGUGUGUGUGUGUCAGAGAGUGUAUGUGUGCGUGUGUGCUCUGUGAGUGGUGCUGUUGUUGAAGGACACCAAUGCAUAGGUGGACAGUAGAGGCUAUUAGAGAUGGGCAUUCCUGUGUUUUGUAAGAGGGUAUGCAUCCUCACCCCUGUGUAUAUAGCCAAGCGAUAACGUAUUUUUUUUGCCUUUCUUUUCAGUGAAGGUCUGUGUCUGUGUAAUUGACUUGUUCAAAUUAUGUGUAUUUUGAGUUCUAUUUUACCUUUUUUUUUAGGCGGGGGGGGGGGGGGGGGCGGCAGUCAGAUGUCAUUGGAGGUUCUAAAAAAACAUUGAACUUGUUUGUAUGUUUGUACAUUAUAUAAAUUUGCCCUAUAAUGUUUCAGAAAAUUGGUUCCUCUCUGUAUCUGCUUGUUGUUGCUGUCUAGGUUAAUUUAUUUACAGCGCCUAUGGCUUGGUAAUUGUAAAAGCAAUAUAUUUUAUAUAGUUAUUUUUGCACAGCUACUAAGACAUUUUACAAUAAGCUCUAAUUGAGGACUUUUGGUUUUAAAGUGCAUGCCACAGUUGCCGUUUAUAAUAAAGACUUUUAAAAAAAAAAACUAUAAUUACAAAAAAGAUAUUGGGUUGAGGGUCAUUGGUUCUAUUUUAAUAUGUAUGUUACUUGCAAUUGUUGCCAUGUUUCCAGUAUUGUGAGCUGUUCUUAUCUGUAAUCACAUACUGUAAUGGUGCAUUACUGCCAUACUCACCAUGGGGAAAUAAAUUCCACUGUUUAAAAUCUAA